GCAAGAGGCGACACUUGUCAUGUGGACCGCCGCUGGAUCUCUGCACGGUGCGGGUGCUUUGCUUUGGACUGCCCUUUGCCGUAAUAUGCCCGCCAGCAGCCCUCCCGACGCCGAGCGCACAGUCGGCCCCGCCGAAGACGACGCCGACGCGGGCAAAGAAGGCGGCGGCCGGCCCCGCGGGGCGCUGGUGUGGAGGAACGUGUGGCUCAUGGCGAUGCUGCACGCCGGCGCGAUCUACGGAGUCUUCCUCGUCCCCGGCGCUCGCGCCCUCACGCUCGCGUGGACUGCCGCGUGCUUCUUCAUCAGCGCGCUGGGCAUCACGGCCGGCGCCCACAGGUUAUGGAGCCACAGAUCCUACAAGGCGUCACCGGCCCUGCGAGUCUUCCUGGCUCUCGCCAACUCGAUGGCCUUUCAGAACGACAUAUACGAGUGGGCGAGGGACCACCGCGUCCAUCACAAGUAUUCGGAGACGGACGCCGACCCGCACAACGCCAAGCGGGGCUUCUUCUUCGCGCACGUCGGCUGGCUGCUGGUCCGCAAGCACCCCGACGUGGUCGAGAAGGGCCGAAAACUGGACCUGUCCGACCUCAAGGCCGAUAAAGUGGUCAUGUUCCAAAGACGGCACUACAAGCUGUCUGUGUUGCUGUUGUGCUUCCUGGUGCCCAUGUUGGUUCCCUGGUACUUCUGGGGCGAGUCCCUCCUGGUGGGCUACUUCCUGCCCGGCUUGCUGAGGUACACGAUCGGGCUCAACGCCACCUGGCUGGUCAACAGCGCCGCCCACAUGUGGGGCAACAGACCCUACGACCGCACCAUCAACCCCAGGGAGAACAGAAUCGUCGCCUUCAGCGCCAUAGGGGAAGGCUUCCACAACUACCACCACACGUUCCCCUUCGACUACGCCACCAGCGAGUUCGGCUGCCGCCUCAACCUCACCACCGCCUUCAUCGACCUGAUGUGCCUCCUGCGUCUGGCCGGCGGGCGCAGGGCGGCGUCCAAGGAGAUGAUAGCGGCCCGCGUGCAGCGGACCGGCGACGGCGGCGCUCAAAGCGGCUGACUCGGAAUGUGGCGACGCGUUCUUGGUGGUGAUGAUGAAGAAGAUUAUUUUUAAGAGACGCACGGGCAGUAAGUUUUCACUCAAAAACCACAACAACAGUUGACCGGAAGACAAAAAGGGAAGCUAAUCGGGAUUCCUUUCUGUUCCUUUUCCACUGCGCGGUGCUGACUCGCCGUUAGCAUUUUUCAACAAGGCACUGUUUCGAGUACCUCGUCGUUUCACGGUGGAACGGAUUUGUAAUUGGGACAUUUCAGGGUGAACGGCAAGAAAAGGCAAAAAAUGAAAGGACACGGUUCACGUUAGCUUGUACACCGCAGUCUCCGCUUUGCUGCAGCGGCCCACAAUCUCGUUCCGGAUAAAUUGUCUCCUUCCAAGUGGCCACGCGAACUAAUAACCUUGCCGGUUUUAUUCAGGCUUUUGUUUAAAAUUAAUUUAACUGCGGCCUGGUUUUUCCUCAUUCCCGAGCCGAGUUGCUAGUAUACAGCGGUUGAACCUUCGGUUGCAGGUUAAUUCAUUUGAUAUUUCUUACAAAUGUUUGCCAGUUUAGAAACUUGAUGAUUAAGGGCAUCCCCGUUACUAUUUAUGUAUGUAUUUUUUUCCCCCUGAAAAGCAACAAAUAUAUGGUAUCUUUAUGGUCUAGAGACAAUAAGGGGAAAAAAAACCACAAAAUGUGAAUAGAUAAUUUUGUUAAAGUCAACUCAAGGUACUUCUGAACUUUUUUUAUUGGAGAACACUAUUGACUGUUCCAAAGUGUCAGAAUACCCCGAGGACGGCUACGUACUUGUUUGAUUUCUCUUUUGCAUUUGCGCAGUGCAGGUGAGGCAGCCCCAAUCCCGCCUCACAUUCUGCCGCACGGAUUGUAUUCCCGUUCCGGUUCUUGGUUUUCCCCUGUUGGAGGCACAAUUUCGACCGCUGUCCACCAAAGUAGAGUGAUGCCUCGGUUCUUGACCACAAUCCGUUCCAGAAAACGGUUCGAGAAGGGAUUUGUUCGGGAACCGAAUCGACGUUUCCCGUUACAAUGAAUGGAAAAAGAAAUAAUGCGUUCCAAGCCUAAAAAAAAAAAGG
Syngnathoides biaculeatus (alligator pipefish) is the source of this 2119-nucleotide messenger RNA. RefSeq names its product stearoyl-CoA desaturase b (gene scdb). The record is from RefSeq and is a predicted model, not a curated record. Gene Ontology annotation, biological process: response to fatty acid; unsaturated fatty acid biosynthetic process. Gene Ontology annotation, cellular component: endoplasmic reticulum membrane. The coding region runs from base 20 to 1054 and encodes 344 amino acids. Gene Ontology annotation, molecular function: palmitoyl-CoA 9-desaturase activity; iron ion binding; stearoyl-CoA 9-desaturase activity. Lineage: Eukaryota; Metazoa; Chordata; Actinopteri; Syngnathiformes; Syngnathidae. The transcript is spliced from 7 exons.